This is a messenger RNA of Dermacentor silvarum, 2118 nucleotides long. Its product is annotated as polycystic kidney disease protein 1-like 2. Gene Ontology annotation, molecular function: voltage-gated sodium channel activity; signaling receptor binding; potassium channel activity. Bases 1 to 2031 code for a protein of 676 amino acids. The record is from RefSeq and is a predicted model, not a curated record. NCBI's taxonomy places the organism in Eukaryota, Metazoa, Arthropoda, Arachnida, Ixodida, Ixodidae. Gene Ontology annotation, cellular component: membrane. Gene Ontology annotation, biological process: release of sequestered calcium ion into cytosol; detection of mechanical stimulus; potassium ion transmembrane transport. The transcript is spliced from 10 exons.
AUGGCUCCAAAGCGUGCACUCAGCGUCGAGGCCCGAAAGAAGCACCGCGCGGAACAGGAGCGUCUUCGCUACGCAGCGAAAUGUGGUGCAAACCGCGACUGUAUGCUGGCUCGAAGACGUGAGGCAAGGUGCCUUGUGAUGGACGUGAGCCCGUUUCCGUGCGCGGACGACUCGCUGCUAAACACGCACUUUUCCUGCGGAAGUUGCGGCCCGACACGCAGCUUGCCACAAAUAACCGCGCGUACUGCCAGUCGCGGCCUUGUCACGCUGCACAAGUUGGACGUGCCGGCAGCCGCUGCUGGAUUCGACCUGCUUGUCCAUUUGGAGCCGGAGAGGCCCAUAGAUCUGCUGCAGGUGACGUUCAGCGCUGGUCGCGAGCCGACGGAGGCCGAGCUCCUGCGCAGCCCUGGUCCCGAGUGGCGCUCCAACCGCACGCUGGUGCCGCGGGUGGCUCUUGGUGGUCGCCCGCUGUUCGUGGCUGUUCGUCUGAAGCUGGAGUGGGGCGUAGGCGCCUUGCGCCCCGCGGACCCGCGUCGCGUCCGCUAUCGGCUGUGGACCGCAUUGGUGGCUUGCCGCAGCUGGCGACGACCUACGUGGUCGGGCCGGGGCUGCGCCGCGGUUCUCGACUCGUCGUUGGAGACGCUGCACUGCCGCUGCUCGCACCUGUCGUGGUUCUCCGGCGCCCACUGGGUGGCACCAAACGAGAUAUCCUGGCGAAAGGUGUCGCGUGGUGUGCGCGAGCGCCACCUGCUGGUCAGUAGCUGCGUGUUGGCUCUGUGGCUUCUAUACGGCGCUGUGCUGCUGUGGGCUCGCCGAGCAGACCAGCGGGACGAAGUCUACAACACGGUGACCGACCUGCAACAGAACCUGCCCACCGACCAGCAGCCCUACAUCGUCACCAUCAUCACCGGCUUCCGUCGCAACGCCGGCACCACCAGCAAGGUGUGGCUGCAACUGGUGGGCUCGGAGGGCUCGUCGCGCACCUUCUUGCUGAAAGACGAGAACGUGAACCCGGGCACGCUGCAGCGCAAGUCCGAGGACUACUUCCUGGCCACCACCGAGCGUGCUCUGGGAGAAAUAACCGAGGUGGUGUUCACCCUCGAGGCCCGCGGUACUCGCGCUCCGUGGUUCCUGCACACGGUGGUGGUGCAGGACAUGCUCGAGGACCUGGUCUGGGUGUUCUUUGUCGAGCAGUGGCUGCAGCCCGAAGGCGGAGACCAGGAUCCACCCAAGAGUUUCCGCUUCCGGCCAGCCGACGGACAGCAGCAGGCAGACUUCUGGACGCUCUUCCGGCGCCGUCUACAGCGACACUUCUUCACGGGCCACACGUGGUUCAACGUGAUCGCGCGCUACCGCAGCUCCAAGUUCACGCGCGCCCAGCGCGUCACCUGCGCGCUAUUCGUCAUCUUGUCGGCCAUGAUGUUCAACGUCAUGUACCACGACGUCGACACGAGCUCGGACGGCGAGCACCUUAGCUUCUUCGAGGUGCCUGUGCACCUUAACGACUUCCUGCUUGGACUCCAGGUGAGCCUGGUGACGGUGCCGCUGGGCGUGUUCGUCAUCUUCGUGUUCAGCAACUGCCGUCCGCGGCCCCUGAGCGCCGCGCCCGAGCGCCGCCGGCCGCGCAUAUCGCUGUUCAGCUACCUGGACAACCUGUCGCAUAACUACUCCGAGUCGCGCAGCGAGCACCGCACUCAGAUGCUGCAGGAGUAUGCACGGCUUGUGCGCGAAGGUCGACGGGGCCUGCUGCCCUGGUGGUUCCAGCUGGUUGGCUGGGUGGUCGCGCUCGCCGGCUCCCUCGUGUGCUCGGUGGUGAUCUGCCUGUACGGCUUCUCGUACGGCGACAAGCGCUCCAAGGAGUGGCUCUUCCGAUCGCUCACGGGCCUGCUCCACAACGAGAUCAUCUUGGAGCCGCUCAAGGUGAUCCUCAUCUCGGCCUGCCUCGCCCGGCUCAUCCCGAGGCCGCCGGAAGUGGACGACUACAGCAUCCGCAACACGCUCACCGAGCUGCCGGAGGAUCUGAGACCGUGAUGCGCCUGUCGUGUCACGGUCAAGGAAGCGGAGGGCUCGACGAAUGGUUGCGCAGAUUGCUGCCCUUGUUAUCGAGAAAUUGAAAAG